Messenger RNA from Silurus meridionalis, 2157 nucleotides. It is a transcript of the gene gmppaa, whose product is annotated as GDP-mannose pyrophosphorylase Aa. Bases 114 to 1397 code for a protein of 427 amino acids. Gene Ontology annotation, molecular function: transferase activity. The transcript has 13 exons. Lineage: Eukaryota; Metazoa; Chordata; Actinopteri; Siluriformes; Siluridae. The record is from RefSeq and is a predicted model, not a curated record. Gene Ontology annotation, cellular component: cytoplasm. Gene Ontology annotation, biological process: biosynthetic process.
AGUCACUGUGACAGUAGUGCGGAAGUAGUGCGUAUGUAAAGUGUGUUACUGUGCAUAUUGUAGUUUUAUUAUAUUUUAUUUGUGUUAUUAUUGUUGUGUAUCAGACUGUGAACAUGCUGAAGGCUGUGAUUCUUAUCGGAGGACCUCAGAAAGGUACACGGUUCCGGCCGCUCUCCUUCGAGGUUCCCAAACCGUUGUUUCCUGUAGCAGGAGUUCCCAUGCUCCAACACCACAUCGAGGCUCGCGCUAAGGUGCCGAACAUGAAGGAGAUCUUGCUGAUCGGGUUUUAUCAGCCGAACGAGGAGCUGAACCGCUUCUUAUCUUCAGCACAGCAGGAGUUCAAAAUCCCAGUGAGGUAUCUGCAGGAGUACGCUGCUCUGGGAACAGGAGGAGGAGUCUAUCACUUCAGAGAUCAGAUCCUCUCUGGUUCUCCGCAGCACUUUUUUAUCCUGAACGCAGACGUUUGCUCAGAGUUUCCUUUGGAGGACAUGCUGCGAUUCCAGAAGGAGCACGGAGACGCUCAGAGCUUCAUCCUUCUCGCUACCACAGCCAACAGGAAACAGUCACUGAACUACGGCUGCAUUGUGGAGAAUGAACAAACCAAUGAGGUUCUGCACUAUGUGGAGAAGCCGAGCACGUUUGUCAGCGACAUCAUCAACUGUGGGAUUUAUCUUUUUACUCCAGAGAUCUUCCAGCACAUCGGAGCAGUGUUUCAGAAGAACCAGCAGGACCUGAUGCUGUGUCCAUAUGAGGGAGACGAGCAGUCUAACGGCUGGCAGAGAGCUGAAGUGAUCCGUCUGGAGCAGGAUAUUUUCACGGCUCUUGCAGCUCAGAAGAAACUGUACGUGUACAAAACAAACCGAUUCUGGAGUCAGAUUAAAUCUGCAGGAUCAGCUAUCUAUGCCAGUCGGCUGUAUCUAAACCAGUACCAUAAGACCCACACGGAGAGACUGGCCACCAAUAAGGAUGAAGGACCCAGAGUAAUCGGAAACGUUUACAUCCAUCCGACGGCCAACAUCGAUCCCAGUGCUGUGUUGGGUCCAAACGUGUCCAUAGGAACCGGAGUGACGAUUGGAGCCGGGGUUCGGGUCCGAGAGUCCAUCAUCCUUCACGGCGCCACCUUACAGGACCACAGCUGUGUUUUGAACAGUAUAAUCGGGUGGGACAGCACUAUUGGGAAGUGGGCGAGAGUGGAAGGAACCCCAAGUGAUCCCAAUCCAAACGACCCCUACGCCAAAAUCGAUAGCGAGACUCUGUUCAGAGACGGAAAACUCACACCAUCCAUCACCAUCCUGGGCUGUAACGUGACGAUCCCGUCUGAGGUGAUCAUCCUCAACUCCAUCGUCCUGCCGCACAAAGACCUGAACCGCAGCUUCAAAAACCAGAUCAUCCUGUAGCAUGUUGAUUCUGGGUUACGCAGUGUGGAGUAAUAUUAUUAUUAUUAUUAUUAUUAUUUAGAUUCCCUGUGUGGUGACCGAAUAACUCGCUCUUUCUUUAGCUUCCUGUAAUAUCUGAUGUUCAGCCCUGUGCUGAUUUUUCUUACUCUAAAUUAUUUACUUUGACCUACAAUAAUUCUCAUGGCUCUCAACGUCAGCUGCAGAAAGGUCACAUGACCUCACGUUACGUUUACUUCAAUCUGUCCAGUUUGGUGUGAUUCAAUUCUAUAAUUUUGUGACAUGAUGAAGUCUAUCAAUAAGUAAUUGGAUCUCUGAUCACUAAAUACAGCUCACAUCACCAUGAGGGUGUGAGAAUAUGAACAAACCAGUGGAAGUUAGCUUAGUAACAGUUAGCUAUUGAAUUGAGUUAGCUAAAUUAUUUACACUAAAAAGACUGACUAAUCAAUAACAGUCCAAAUCAGAGCAUUUCACCUCAGGAUGUAACUGUUACUGAGAUUACUUCACAAGAUCAUGAUGGUGCUUCUGCUACAGCUUGAAUGUCGCUCUGGACGAUGGCGUCUGCUAAAUACCACAAAUGUAAAUGAUAUUAAUCAGAACUGUGGUGAUUUUGUAUUCAGGUCAUUCUGCAGUUUCUUCAGGCAGCCAGAAAAAACACAGUGAAGUUCAUUAUCAGGUUCUUUCAGAUCUGAAGUGUUAAUAACCGCGUUAUUGUAUACGUGUGUGUGUGUGAUGAAUAAAUGUCAAAAAGUACCUUUCUGAA